This is a messenger RNA of Fukomys damarensis (Damara mole-rat), 5800 nucleotides long. RefSeq names its product protein kinase C alpha (gene Prkca). Gene Ontology annotation, molecular function: diacylglycerol-dependent serine/threonine kinase activity; zinc ion binding; ATP binding. Gene Ontology annotation, biological process: protein phosphorylation. The coding region runs from base 42 to 2060 and encodes 672 amino acids. The record is from RefSeq and is a predicted model, not a curated record. The transcript has 17 exons. NCBI's taxonomy places the organism in Eukaryota, Metazoa, Chordata, Mammalia, Rodentia, Bathyergidae.
GCUGCUGCUCCCCGGCGGAGGCGAGAGGUGGCUGGGGGACCAUGGCUGACGUUUUCCCGGCCAACGACUCCACGGCGUCUCAGGACGUGGCCAACCGCUUCGCCCGCAAAGGGGCGCUGAGGCAGAAGAACGUGCACGAGGUGAAGGACCACAAAUUCAUCGCCCGCUUCUUCAAGCAGCCCACCUUCUGCAGCCACUGCACCGACUUCAUCUGGGGGUUUGGAAAACAAGGCUUCCAGUGCCAAGUUUGCUGUUUUGUGGUUCACAAGAGGUGCCAUGAAUUUGUUACUUUUUCUUGCCCGGGUGCAGAUAAGGGACCUGACACUGAUGAUCCCAGGAGCAAGCACAAGUUUAAAAUCCACACAUAUGGAAGUCCCACCUUCUGUGAUCACUGUGGGUCACUGCUAUAUGGACUUAUCCACCAAGGGAUGAAAUGCGACACCUGCGACAUGAAUGUUCACAAGCAAUGUGUAAUAAAUGUUCCCAGCCUCUGUGGAAUGGAUCACACAGAGAAGAGGGGGCGGAUUUACCUGAAGGCUGAAGUCACUGAUGAGAAGCUCCAUGUCACAGUACGAGAUGCAAAAAAUCUAAUUCCUAUGGAUCCAAAUGGACUUUCCGAUCCUUACGUAAAGCUGAAACUUAUUCCUGAUCCCAAGAAUGAAAGCAAACAGAAAACCAAAACCAUCCGCUCCACACUGAACCCCCAGUGGAAUGAGUCCUUCACAUUCAAACUAAAACCUUCAGACAAAGACCGACGACUGUCUGUAGAGAUCUGGGACUGGGAUCGAACAACAAGGAAUGACUUCAUGGGAUCUCUUUCCUUUGGAGUGUCAGAGCUAAUGAAGAUGCCAGCCAGUGGAUGGUAUAAGUUGCUUAACCAAGAGGAAGGUGAGUACUACAACGUGCCCAUUCCAGAAGGGGAUGAAGAAGGCAAUGUGGAGCUCAGGCAGAAAUUUGAGAAAGCCAAGCUUGGCCCUGCUGGUAACAAAGUAAUUAGUCCUUCAGAAGACAGGAAACAGCCUUCCAAUAACCUUGACAGAGUGAAGCUCACCGACUUCAAUUUCCUCAUGGUGCUGGGGAAGGGGAGUUUUGGGAAGGUGAUGCUGGCUGACAGGAAGGGAACAGAAGAACUGUACGCAGUCAAAAUCCUGAAGAAGGAUGUGGUGAUUCAGGAUGAUGAUGUGGAGUGCACCAUGGUGGAAAAGCGGGUCCUGGCCCUGCUGGACAAGCCCCCGUUUCUGACACAGCUGCACUCCUGCUUCCAGACCGUGGAUCGGCUGUACUUCGUCAUGGAAUACGUCAACGGUGGGGACCUCAUGUACCACAUCCAGCAAGUAGGGAAAUUUAAGGAGCCACAAGCCGUAUUCUAUGCAGCAGAGAUUUCCAUUGGAUUGUUCUUUCUUCAUAAAAGAGGAAUCAUCUAUAGGGAUCUGAAGUUAGAUAAUGUCAUGCUGGACUCAGAAGGCCAUAUCAAAAUUGCUGACUUUGGGAUGUGCAAGGAGCACAUGAUGGAUGGAGUCACGACCAGGACCUUCUGUGGGACACCAGAUUACAUCGCCCCAGAGAUAAUUGCUUAUCAGCCAUAUGGAAAGUCUGUGGACUGGUGGGCCUAUGGUGUCCUGCUCUACGAAAUGCUGGCUGGACAGCCUCCAUUUGAUGGUGAAGAUGAAGAUGAGCUGUUUCAGUCUAUAAUGGAACACAACGUUUCCUACCCCAAAUCCUUGUCCAAGGAGGCCGUUUCCAUCUGCAAAGGACUGAUGACCAAACACCCAGCCAAGCGCUUGGGCUGUGGGCCCGAAGGAGAGAGAGAUGUGAGAGAGCAUGCCUUCUUCCGGAGGAUCGACUGGGAGAAGCUGGAGAACAGGGAGAUCCAACCGCCAUUCAAGCCCAAAGUGUGUGGCAAAGGAGCUGAAAACUUUGACAAGUUCUUCACACGAGGGCAGCCCGUCUUAACACCACCAGAUCAGUUGGUCAUUGCUAAUAUAGACCAGUCUGAUUUUGAAGGGUUCUCAUAUGUCAACCCCCAGUUUAUACACCCAAUCUUGCAGAGUUCAGUAUGAAAAUCACCAGUGAAAACAAAUGCUUCUCUAUCCCCUACCCCAACCCCAGAAGUGGGAAAUUAUCCUUAACCCUAAAAUUUGAAGGCCACAGCCUGCGUCUUGUUCUACAUGGAGGCCUGAAAUUUCUAGUUCACAGGUGAUCAACUUUCAGGGUCUUCUCUCUUACAACCAAGAACAUUGUCUUAGUGGAAGAUGACAUCAUGUACAGUGUCCAGUUUAAUUAUGUAGAAGUCACACUUGGCUAUAGGUCAACACUUCCUAGAAAGCAAACAGACUCUUGCCCCUUUUUGGUACGAUUUGACAUAUUCUCCAUAUCUUCCAUCUGUGGAUUUUCACCAUCAAGAUCCCUAACUAGAGAUGUUAAAUGAAACUGUUCCAGCUCAAUGGACUGGAAACAUCUCCACCCAAGAUGUCUUUGGAAUGAAAGAAUGAGGAGCCCAGAGAGUGAGCAAAAAGGGCCUAGGGGUAGGAAAGGCUUCAAGAUAACUACUGCUUCUGUUCUCUGCCUCAGUGGAAAAAGAUCCUAGGAUCUGAAAGGCUAGAAUGGACCUAAUCACUUUUCCCAAAGAGUAUAAUCCAACUGUAGUCCAGCAGUGAAAGAAAGAGAAAAAGAAAAAAACGAAAACUUCAAAUGAGAGUUGGGUGAAUCUAUCAUCUCUUGCCCUACUGGUUGAUAACUAUCUUGAUACCUGCAUUCUUUUAAAGAGGCCAAAUCAUCUUAAGGAUUUUUCUGAAUAAGCAUGUGAAAUCAUUUCAGAUCAAGGAUAAACCAGUGUGUAUGUAUGUCCAUUUUAAUCUCUGGGAGAUUAUUCUUCGAUCCAGGGUGCCAUCAAUAAUCAUGCCACUAUUCAUGAGUGUUGUUAGCCAACCUCCCCCCCACACACAUGAAUAUUUUGGUACCUAUGUUGUUGCCCUUCCUAAGAAGCUGAAGUGUACACCCCACCCCUUUUUUUUUUACUUAUUUAUUUAGUAGGCUGCAGUGUCAUUUAUGAAAGUACGCUGUACAGUAAUUUAACAUUUUGACUCUAGCAUCAGUACCUAUUGAUUUAUUUUCCUCCCUUCUCUAGCCCUUCACAUCCAUUUAGGGAUGAAAAAUAAUACAGAUUGGGUUCCCACUUCCAGUUGUGUUGAAUGACACACCUGAAGCUGUAGAACAGGACACUUGGAUAUUUAUCAGGUGAAAAAAGAUGUUUUCUUGCUAGAAGGAUUUUAAUAUGUUUUGCAAAUGCAUCAUGCAAUGAAUUUUGCAUGUUUAUAAUAAUAAGUAAAUCUAUAUUAUUGAUAUAAUCGUAUCAAGUAUAGAGUAUUAAUUUUAUAAGAUACAACUGUGCUAUAUUUGUGAAGUUUUAUGUUUCUUAUCUGCUUUUAUAAUUAAGUUUUAGUUUAAUUCUUUGCUGCUGUACUUUCUUUUCCCCCUCCUCCUGCACAUUGGCACUGUAUCAGAUAUAUUAAUUUUGUAAUGUGGAUCUAACUUCAAAACUGAAUGGCUAUUUUACAUGUUUAAUUAGGAGAUACAUAUAUAUAUAUGUAUACAUAUAUAUGUGUGUGUGUGUGUAUAUAUAUACACACACACGCGCACACACACAUAUAUAUAUUUGAUUCCACCUGCAAAGUUUUGUUUGUGGGGAUUAUUUCUGAGAUGAGACUCUCUUAGCUUCUUAAUAUCCUCUUUCAUUUGAGUUCCUCUUCCUUUUUGUGACAGUGGGAAGGGUUCGAAUCCAGUUUGACCGAUGUGUUUGUGUACAUGUGGCAUUGUCACACCUGGGCUGAAGGGUGGGUGUGUGUGUGUGUGUGUGUUUCUGUGUCUGUGUGUUUUGUUCUUUCAGCUUGUCAUUGUUGGGGACUAGAAGGGAGUGUGGAUGGAACAAUUCCCUUCUUGCUGUGUGUAUCUGGGCACACCAGAAGGGUGCAGCCUGUCUUGCUGCCCCAAAGUGACCCACCAUUGUUCCAGCAGAUACAGACUUUGUGAGACAAACCAUGUGUCAGUCCCUGUAGCCACCAACACACUCUUUUCGGAAGCUGCACAUUUCAUUCUAGCUCUUGCUAGAAUUGGUCAUCCCCAUCCUGCGAUGGGCUUACCUUUGGCAAGACAUCCUCCCAAUGCAUUGUCCUGAGAAGAGAUAGUUUUCUGCAGCACAAAAAAGAAGUCAGAAUGAAAAAAGCUAUUGGUCCUUAUAGAAACCUGUUGUUUCCUCCAAAAGCAUCAUCUCCCAGCUAAGCUCUCCUCAUUUUUACUCUCUGGAUGUUUAUCUGAAGUUCAUGUAAUGCACUUACCUUGGAUCUUUGAUAUAAGAGGCCUGGAAAUCCCUAAUUGGAAGGAGACUUGGAGUAGGAAACAGGCCAGAGCAGAAAAGAGCAAUUUCUUUGGUCAUCUUUUUUUGGACUCUAGACUUCAGUACUCAAAAAGGGUCCUUGCACACUGACCCCUGAAGUCCUGAUGGUCAGCUUACAUUCUGGGGACAUGUCCUUGUCAGGACAUUCUGUUUUGUCUAAUGGGAAAAGAAUUUGUUUAUAGAAAGAGCCUGGAAGACAAAAGGGUCAGCCCCCUCACCCCAGGUGACGCAGCAACAAGGCUAAUCCCAGCCAAGCCCCAUGAGAUGAGGAAGUCCUGCAAAGGAAUACAGGUUGUGGACCAUUUUUCCAGUGUGCCCAGCUGCUGCUUAUUUUAAACAGCCAAAACACAGCUUAAAACGAUUGCUGCUCCUCUAGGAAAUAUGUUCCACCUCAGCUGUCUGUGUUUUUCAAGAAUGUGUGACUGUUUUUCAAAGAAAGGACCCUGACCAUGGGGCCAGCACUCUGCCUCAGGGACAACAGUCUAGAGAACAAACUGGGUUGGGUUGAGGGGUUAAUGGUAAAAAUCAGAGCCCGAGGAUGUGUUCACUGUGUAGCUUGUUCUAUUAAAUUUAGAGAAAGGAUAAUGCUUUGAAAAUCUGUUCAGCCCAAGACAGUUAAUGCCAAAAGACUAACUCAUGUGGAUAAUCUUUAACAACUGUGAUCUGAAGAAAUGACUGAUAAAAGUUCAAUACCAUUUUCUUAUUUCAUGGGCCCUGCAUGAAAUGGAACAGCAGGGAGAGGCCUACUCUUUGGAUUUGAGCAACUGAGUUGGAGGCUGGCAUCAGGAGGGGACCUUGAAGGGUCCAGUCCCUGGGGACUCUGGAGAACACUUGACCCUGAGCACUGCCUGCAUUGCCAGGCCCUGUAGACGAGAAUCUAGCACAUCUGAGUCUCUGCAGGACCCUUCAGGCUUUAAACCCAAAAGGCAAUUUAAAUUGUUCUGUGUUAUUUUCCCUUGGAAGGUGGCUGGUGCUCAGCAGCAGAACUCCUGUGGCUGUAGGCCAGUGAGCUGGCAGCCCUGCUUUUGGCAUCGCGUCCAAAGUCACCCAUUGCUUAGUCUGAAUGGAAGGAGCCAGAGUGUGCUGUGAGGUGCAGCCCUCGGCAUAAUAGGGUACCCACCUCCAGGCAGGAAGUAAUUCAAAAGGUGGAUGAGAGACCCCAGGAACCAAAGUGACUGCUCCUCACUACUUCUCCUUCUCUUUUAUCCACAUGGCCUCAUUUGAGUUGCAGAAUUGCUGCCUGCCUUUUUGCAAAGGAUACAUGAGGCUUUUUAUUCAGAAUUUUGGUGGAAAAUUGGGGGAAGGGGGUACACAGAGCUCUCUGGAUCUUGUCCUGAGUUGAUCGGUUGAAAGAUUGUCACAGACCAAGAUUAAUGGGACCUAGCCAAGGACUGUUGUUUGGUUCUG